UGCCUGAACGUUGAACUCUUAGCGGCCAUGCUUUUGAAUCCGGAGUACUUUUCGACAUCCACGUGUAUCAUUUCGAUUUGAACCAUCGGGGAUCAGACUAUUUGUUCCCUGAACUCUUAACAACCCUCCUCGCUGCAGCGGCGCACUCAUAGUUGUUUUCCGAAUCUAAAUCCGCGCCGCCCGAUAUCUUAUCAUGCCCCUUAUCAAGCGGUUCAACGCGUCUGAUGAAUACUCCCGCUUACUAUCUACCUCCCAGAACCGUGGCAAAGAGCAAUCAAAUACAGAACAAGAAACACCCUUACACAGCGCCCUACCCCUCCUAGAAGAAACACAAGCAACGUUCCAGCGCCUCCGAGGAGAUUCUGAUUUCAGCCAGACCAAUAUCUUCCGAUUCAUCGCUCCGUUCUUCACUUUUGCAUGCGUCUUAGCGUCCGUCGCCACCGCUCUCCGAAAGGAUAUGAUGCCUUCUCCAAGCGCUGUGUCACUCGUUGAACUGAGUUCGGGUGUCUUUGUGCUGCUUCUGGGUGUCUUGGUGGCUUUGGCUAUCUUGAGAGCGAUUAUAUGGGGCGGGGCCGUGGUUAUUGAUGGGUUCUUGCUUGUGGAUAUCAGGAGCCUGAGCGUUCCGGGUCGGGAGAACAGAAUAUCGAAACUUAAUCAGCGGAGCAUCUUGUUUAGUGGAUUGUUUUCUUAGGAACCCUCCUCUGCUUCUGGCACGGGUCUGACCGUCGGGACGAACGAAGAGAUAUUCUGGGCUGCCUUCUCGCACUAACCUGUGACCCACCGGCGCGCCUGUUGCAUCUCAUCUGGCCCCUUGUUUUCUGCUUGCAUCAUUUGAAUAUCGUUGGUGCAUUACAUAUGUUAAUUUGCAAUAACUGUAU
Molecule: messenger RNA, 878 nt
Organism: Suillus subaureus
Lineage: Eukaryota; Fungi; Basidiomycota; Agaricomycetes; Boletales; Suillaceae
Exons: 3
Coding region: 194-691 (165 amino acids)
Source: RefSeq, a predicted model, not a curated record